UCCCCUUCUCACCUCAACCACUGCUCCCCAAGCCAUGGGACGGGUGAAGCUGCAACUCCGACGGCCGCGGACGUCCAGGUCGGGCUCAAGGGCUUGACGAGGAUGCUGGCGCGCGAGGUCCACAAUCUCACCGAGGUCUUCUCCAAGAAGCUCACCGGCAAGCUGCCCUCCCUCGCCGGCCUCGCCUCGCUCCAUGUCAUCCUCGUCAGCAAGAAAAUCUUCACCUCCAUCGCCGAUGGUUUCUUCAAGGGGCCGACCGCGCUCACUGCUGUCAACCUCGACGAAACCCGCUCGAGCCAUGGACGAUACCCGCCGACCUCGUCGACCGCGAGUCCCUCCUCAACUUCUCCAUCAACAGCGUCAACCUCACAUGCGCGCUCCCGGAGUUCAUCGGCAAUGGAUCUUUACUGGUACACGAUGGGUCUCCGGCUGGAGCGGCGCAGCGCCCUAUAUGGCGUGCUGCUGGAGGCGGAGCAAGCGCGACCGUGGCCAAGACAAGGGCGCUGCUGAACGCGCCGGAGAUGGACCUUUUGAGCAGCGCAUGAGGCUGCGGAGACGGGAGCUGCGGCGUGGUGAUGGAGUGGAGCUUCUCAACAACUUGCCGCAGUUCACGCUGCAGCACAGCCCGUGGGGAACGCGGAGGCGCACCAGCAACGCCGUGGGUGCCGUGACCAGAGAUCGCCGAGGCCAGCGCCGUGCACAGGCACGACAUGGCCGUGCAGCCUAGCUUGCUGUUCUUGCGUUGAUGUUGCGUCUGUGCGGAGGAAACAGCAGCUAUGCCAUCGGUGACGCUUUGUCUGUGCGGAGGAAGCAGCGGUGCCGUCUUCUCUCUCUCUCCCUCAAAAAUUCUUCAUAUUUUCCCCAACUUUUCUUGAACGCAAAUGGUGAAUUGAUGUUGUAUGGAGUGGUUUCCUUGUUGCUGGUCUUAUCCGAAAAUGGUGGCUGCUCUCGGUUUGGUUCUUGUUAAUGCAUUAAAAUGGGGAUUUCGGAUCAGUUCUUCA
Molecule: messenger RNA, 1001 nt
Organism: Lolium rigidum
Lineage: Eukaryota; Viridiplantae; Streptophyta; Magnoliopsida; Poales; Poaceae
Product: receptor protein kinase TMK1-like
Exons: 2
Coding region: 103-510 (135 amino acids)
Source: RefSeq, a predicted model, not a curated record